UGGCGUAUUUUGACUUGGGUUAUACUGUUACACUUCACGCUAUUGUGCACAUUAAUGCUGGCUAGCCUAUGGAGUCAUGGAAGUCUAAAGGUGCGUUCACCUACAUUACACUCACAGCGCCAGCGGUUGCAUCCAGAGCUUAUCUCCAGGAUCUCCGCUGGGCCACGCGGCACAAAUACACACAGAGACCUGACCGUCUUGGGUAGAGCUGUCCCCGGGGUCAGCGAGGUCAAAGAGCCUCGGUCCCAUCCAAAACUGAAGCACAGCUCUGAUGCGGCAAAAUGUCCCCAUGAGGCGCCAAACAAACUCCCCAAGCCCGCUCUGCAGUUCCCGGAUGUUCCCCUGAAGAAAGAAGCGGAGAGUGGAGUAUGACCCUACAUCCUACCCCCUAAAGCUGCUGUUCAGUGCCCUGUGCGGUGCAUGGAAAUGUUUAACGAUGACUUCGACAAACCGAAAGACUACAGUGCCUGGCAGAGUGGCCCUGGGUAGCCGGAUUUUAGCCCACAGGAAUCAGGCGGCCGUGGCGGUGGGAGCCUGGGUGGAAAGCGGCGCGGAGCUGUGGAAGCAUCCGGCUGCCCAGGCAUCUCUGACAGAGGAGCUGCAGGAGGAGAGGAGGAAGAGGAGCGAGCAGAACCUCCUUGUGUUCCAGGAGAAUGUACGCGUCCGUGUGGCCCAACAGGAGAGGCUCAGGAGGAGGGAGAGAGCCGGAGCGCAGCCACAGGUGCGAUCGGCUUCAAAAGCAGAUGAGAGCAGCCCGAGUGAUGGUGAUACACAGGGGACAGCUCAGUGUGGUGCUUGGUCGGUUCGGCGUCGUCUGGCCUGUCCCCUGGAGCCCCAGGAGCCUCCGGUCAGCGCUCAUGAAGAAGCCACUCACAUGGGCAAUGGUGAUGAAGUUCCAUGCAGACACGGUACACUCACCCAGCACAAGGAAAGUGGACCAGAGCAGAGUCCAGACAGGCCAUUGUGCAACAGGAGAGGCAUGGUGCUGUGGCCAAUAGACCACACAGAGGAGCUCCGCAGAGAGAGGCAGACCCACAUCCUGAUGCAGCGGCGGCUUUUUCUGAGCAAAGACAGACAAAAUGUCAAGGAGAACCAAGAGCACAAGAAGCACUUACGGAAGACAGCAAGCCUGAAGGGCCAGAAGGAGCAAGUGCGCCUGGACGAGGAGAGGAAGCUGGUGGAGGCCCAGCUCCUGUCCAGGGCCCAGGAGAGCCUAGAGCAAAGGGAGCAGCAGAUCCAGCACACCCUCAGACAGGAGGCGGCAGCAGAGACCGGAGAGGGGAGGAGAAGGCAUCCACAUAUACCCAAGACUACGAGGCAGAUAAAUGCACUGCGAGCCCAGCUGAGACAGCUGUUUCCUGAGCCAGGACAUGACCUGCCCCCCCUAUGCUGCUGUGGCUCUUUCUGGGAGAGCCACCCAGACACCUGCGCCAACAACUGUGUGUUUCACAACAACCCCAAAGCAUAUGUCCAGGCUUUACAGACUGUGGUCCACUGCUGGGAUCUGCUCUGAUCUCCGAAGGUCCACUCAUUGGGUGCUGAUACAGCGUUCAAAUGGCCCUCAAGAUGGCAGGCUGAUACUGCUGUAAUCUGGCUACUGACCGCUAGGGCUGGCUGGUUUGGCUACUGUAGAAGUUGGUGCCUAUCUAAUAAAGUGGGACUGUGAUUGAUGGUUUGGACUGGGCUGUGUGUUUGCACACGGAAUGAGUGGGUGGCACCCAGGAGGCAGUCUGUAACGCUACUAUGCCUUACCUUAGGAAUAUCCUCUGGGUGUGGAGCAUUUUUAUUCCUUCCUACAUUAUAGCCAUGGGGAGGAAUGAUGAUUACAGUCAGUGGGUUCACUGCUGGGGUCUGCUGAGGAACUCCAGGCAUCACUGAGGUCCACUGCUGGGAUUUUGAACCCCGUGGCUUUUUUAACAUCUAUGCUGUGAUUUUAUUUGGGCUGUAAUUGUAUUGUUGUUUAAAUGGCACUGUUUGUCAGUCACCUUUUUAUGACAUGACACAAAUGUAAAAAUGUAAGAUAAGAUUCUAAGUUUAGAGCUAAACAAACAGUCUCAUUUCAUGAUGUAAUUUGGUGGAAAUCCAUAAAGCUUCUCUCUCUGCCU
Periophthalmus magnuspinnatus is the source of this 2105-nucleotide messenger RNA. RefSeq names its product coiled-coil domain containing 15 (gene ccdc15). The record is from RefSeq and is a predicted model, not a curated record. Bases 437 to 1513 code for a protein of 358 amino acids. The transcript has 11 exons. Lineage: Eukaryota; Metazoa; Chordata; Actinopteri; Gobiiformes; Gobiidae. Gene Ontology annotation, cellular component: centrosome.